CUCCUCGUUGGGGGAGGGGAAGGAGAUUUGAUAGGGGUGAAUGUGAAGCAAGGAGACUCAUUCCAUAAAGCAGCUUGGCGCGGACUGUGUGCCUCGCGCGCUGGCUUGGGAAUGAGCAGGGCCCUGGGUCUCUCUGCCUGCACUUUGUCUAGUCAGCUGUCUGGAGAGGCUGGAGAACAGGGGGGAGAAGAGGGCGGCUUCUGGAGCCAGACUGCUUGCCUUUGAGUCAUGACUCUUCUGUUUACUGGCUUUGUACUCUGCCUUUGGUUCCUCAUGUGUAAAAUGGGAGCACCAAUAAUAUUGGGCUCCCUGGGUGGUUGUGGGGACUCGGUGAAUUCAUUGUGCCUUGUUGUCAGUGUUGAGAAAAGUCAGGAGUUGUUAUCGCUGCCAAGAUCUGGUUUCCAGGGUGCACUCACUGGGUCGGCUGUUUCGUCUUAGUUUAACACUAACUUGAGGUCUGUGGCUCUCUUUUCUUGUGCAAGCUGGGGUCAUAUUUGGAGAAACAAGUCUUUAUAAAGGUAAACGAGGAACAAAUCUCAUGUACUUAGAUAAAUUAUCAUAUAGAACUGUUUUUAAAAAUCUUUUUAGAAGAAGAAAGCUUCUAAUGAACCAGUCUAGAAUCCUGCAGUACUUAUUGUCCUGGGAGGUAGAUAGGAUUGUUGUUGACAGAAAUGAGAUGUCGAGCAGUUCUUGGGUAAUUCUCUACUUGAAUUAAACUAUCAAAGCCAUUGUUGUUAUACUUUUUUCUUUUUAAUUAAAUUAAUUAAUUAAUUAAUUUUGGCUGUGUUGUGUCCUUGUUGCCGCACGUGGGCUUUCUCUGGUUGCUAAGAGCGGGGUCUACUCUUCGUUGCAUUGUGAUGGCUUGUCUUGUUGUGGAGCACGGGCUCUAGGUACACAGGCUCAGUAGUUGUGGCACGUGGGCUCAGUAGUUGUGGCUCGCGGGCUCUAGAGCGCAGGCAGAGUAGUUGUGGCACACGGGUUCAGUUGCUCCGCGGCAUGUGGGAUCUUCCCAGACCAGGGCUCAAACCUGUGUCCCCUACAUUGGCAGGCAGAUUCUUAACCACUGUGCCACCAGGGAAUCCCUGUUGUUAUACUUCACAGUGUUAUCCUUGUAACGGAAAAGAUACUUUAUUAACAAACUAAGUGACAGUGAGGGCAUAAGCACCAGAAAAUGAGGACUUGGCAUUAUCAGUGCUGUAACAUUCUGUCUUGCUAAGCUGUUGGAAGGAAUAACUUAACUUGCUUCAGAACAAAGUGGAAAAAUUCGUCAUGUUUCCCAAGGAGAUGGUUCUCUUUCUCAGGUCUAGGAAGAGUAUCUUAGCCUUACCCUAGAUCACUUCAUCUCAUCCCCUUUAUCUGUGUGACACUAAGACUAGCAGGGACCCCCCACACACACUUUAAGGAGAGUCUUUGGGCAUUUGUGGAGUCUAAGGUUGAGAACAUUUGAUGUUCAGAGUGAAUGGUAACGAAAUAGCUUCUGUGAGCAAAUUUUAAAAUAUCUAAAGAUAGAUUUAAAAACGUCCAUCCCCGCCUUCUUUCCUGCAUGUGUGCUGGUGUGGGCUGUCCUUGAACAAUGUAAUAACAGUGAAUUCAGUGUGUUGUUAAGCCUCCACCUGGUUCUUUGUUGCUUUUGAAGAAAAAUGUCCGUGUAAAGAUGAAAAAAUUAAAAAAAUGUUUCACUAGGAGAACAUUCUCAUAGUGAAAUAUCUAGUUUUACUAGCAAGAUAGCUUUGCUGUGCCUGUUCACUGACCCAUGUGGCCAUUUGUUGAGGGUCUUACACGCUCCCACUCAAAGUUGGCUCUGUGGGUCUCCUGUCUCAGGAGCUCAGCCUGGGUGUCGCAGCGCUGGGCCUGGCGACACCUGGCAGAGCUGGACUGGGCUGCCCUGCCUGGAGGUCUCUUCUCCUGUUAUCCUUCUUGCUCCCCUGGUAAAGUCUGCACCCUCAGCUGUGGGCUGUCUCUGCUCCCUCCUAUGCCUGCCUCACCGUGCCUCCCAUCAGCCUCUGGGACUCGCCCUUGAUGUCACCUGGCAGCUCUGGCCUGCUCCCCGCGGUUGUUUCUGACCCUGACUGCUGUCCUGCAGCCACACUGUUUCACCCUGCUGAGAAGAGCCUCCUCCCUUGGGCCUGCAGCCUUAGCUCACUCCUGCUUCUGCUGUGCUCACGCCUCAGCCUUCCAAACACUGCGCCAGACGAGGGUCUCUAAGCUACAGCCACUGACAGGCCCUUGGCCUGUCUUUGUAAAUAAAGUUUUAUUGCAACACAGCCACCCUGGUUUAUUUUUGUAUCAUCUGUGGCUUUACGCGGGCCUCUCACUGUUGUGGCCUCUCCCGUUGCGGAGCACAGGCUCCGGACGCGCAGGCUCAUCGGCCAUGGCUCACGGGCCCAGCCGCUCCGCCGCAUGUGGGAUCCUCCCGGACCAGGGCACGAACCCAUGUCCCCUGCAUCGGCAGGCGGACUCUCAACGACUGCGCCACCAGGGAAGUCCUCAUCUGUGGCUUUUUUGGCAGACUUGACUAGUUGCAACAGAGACUUCAUGGCCCACAACACCUAAACUGUUUCCUGUCUGGCCCAUUUUCAGAAAAAGUUUGCUCUAGAAGUUCAGAGGGAGAAGGACUGCAGGGGGGGGCUUCAAGGAAGAGGUGGUCUUUGAGCUGAACCUCAGCAGGAGGUGAGUGGGGGAAGGAUGGAGGACACUGCAGCACUACAGACAGAAAGGGUUUCAGGUCUUGGGAGUAAAGGCAAGAGGUGGCUCAUGUGUGGUUUGUGGGGUUAGAAGUUUGUAUAAGGAAUAAGAGGAAAUAAGGGUUAUAACGUGAAGAUCUUUGAACUUAGGUGAAGGACUUUAGAUUUCAGUUCUCUGGCUAUGGGGAGCCACUUCAGGUCUGUGAGUAGGGGAAGUCCUGAUAAAAUGGGUUAGGAACGUGUACCUGGCCGUGAUGCGUAGGAUGGGUUGGGGAAGGAAGAAAUCAGGGAGUUUAUUGGGCAGCUUUCUCUAGAAAGACUGCAGUAACAAGUCAGAGGUUUAUUUCUAGCUCACAUUUCAUUUGCUUGAGGCUCUUUUCUGAGAGUCUUCAUUGCUGGAUCGGGGACGUGCCCUUGUUUGGGACACGCUAUUCUUAUGGCAAGAGAGUGGCAGAGACUCAGCCUCUCUUUGAGCUUCAGCUUAGAACCGGAGACUCAAGUUCUGUGGCCAAAGCAGGUCUCCUGGCCCAGCCCCGGGAGAGGAGAUACGUCCCACGGCCAGGGGCAGGCUGUAGGAUGGACAGCCCUCUUACAGGGAGGGUGGCCAAAUAACCAGAGCCAAUGCUAGGACCACCCCAAGGGAGCAGACAAGUGCCAGCCGCACUUCUUCCCUUAGCCGCCUGCGCGGAAGCCCUGCAGGCGUCUCAGGCCUUGCCUCCUGCCUCACUUCUAGCCUUGGCCGCCUGGUGCUCUGGGCCCAUCAUGUGCUAGGUUCUUCCCCCGCAUGCUGCUGCUCCCUGCCUUGCUCGUCGUACCUUCCACGUAGUUAAUGAAUCCCCCUUCCUCUGGCAGCAGGGCCAGCUGCCAGGCGGGGCCUGUGCCUGUCUCGUCCGCACUGUGGCGGUGCCUCCUGGCUGGACCCCCUCACCUCUAUCUUCCACGCAGCUGCUCAGGGCAUGUGUGCAGGUCAGUGUUCUCAUCCAGCGGUGGUUCAUCUGGAGACAUUUGCGGUCGUCCCAACUGGGAGCAGGUGCAGCGGCAGCGAAUGUGUGGAGGCCAUCCCGUGCCACCCAGGAUGCUCCGCGGCCGAGGAGCAGGCCCCGGGCAUGUGUGCCAGUCGUGCUGCUGCUCUGCCCUCCUCCCCGGCUCGCCGUGCCCCCUGGACUGCUGUCCGUGGCCCAGCGUGCCCCGACUCGCACCCAGCGCUCCGGCGACUCUGGCUGAGCACCGCCAGGCCCAGCCCUGCUCCGCAUUCUCUCUUCUCCUCACACAAGCAGGGCUCGGGUGGCUCCUUAGGCCCUCACUGGGGCCUGCCUGGGGCCUGAUCUGUCCCCAUGCCAGGCACGCUCUGCACAGCCUCCAGUUGUCCGCCUCUGCACAGGGAGUCCUCGAGGGCAGCAGACUCAGUGCCUCGUGUAGCAUUUCCUUUGUGUCUUAACAUCAGCAGGGAUGGACGCCUUUGGGUGGGAGUCACCGUUGUGCUUCCCAGGUUGACACAGCAGUGGCUGCUUCCAGCUACCUGAGGCCUCUCAUCUCUUGCUUUCCUAAGUGUAAAUGUUUUAAUUCUCAUAGAUUCUUUUCAUUUUUGCUCCUUAAAAGGUUAAAAAAUUUUGUACUACGUAACAUCUUCAGGGUUUGAAGGCACAGAGGGUGCACAGUGUAGCUGUCUGUUGCCUCCAUCCCUUCUCUGCCCCCAGAAGCCUGGUCCCCUGGAGGCACCCACUCCAUCUCCUUCUAGAGAUACUUUGUUGUAACUAUGCACGCAAACAUGUAUAUGUCUUCUUUUUUUCCCGCUCUUUUCUUUAAAAAAUUUUUCGUAACCUCGCCUUUUUAACUAAAUGUGUUUGGGUUUGGGAAGUCACUCCAUAUCAGUACAUUUUCCAGUUCAUUCUUUUUCAUGACUACAUCGUGUCUGGCUGUGUGGAGGUGCUAUAAUUUAUCUAACCAGCCCCUGCUGGUGAACAUCAUAUUUUGCGCAGUUAAAAUCAGGCUGCAGGCACAGCAUUGUGGACAUGUGCACGUGUGCCUGUGGGGCCCAUCCCUAGAAGUGACAUCUCUUUGUUUAAUCACUGUUGAUUCUGUUAGAUCAGGUUUUGCUUUUGUUUCUUAAUGUCUUUAACUGUACUUUCUGUGGUCAUUUAUUUCUCCCAGUUAUCUGUCUGUAUUUUAAAUAAUAUAGGAUGGUCAGAUUAGGUGAGUUUCUCAGUUGGAAAUUGGCUCACCUUUCAUGUGUUCUUAUAGGUAGGAGUGACUAGGAAAACAUAUGCACACAAAAACUUGUACACAGAAGUUCACAGUAGCAUCAUUCAUAAUAGCCAAAAAGGGGAGACAACCAAAAUGUCCAUCAACAGACGAAUGGGCAAACAAAGUGUGUUCUGUCCAUACAGUGGAAUAUUAUUUGGGAAUAAAAAGAAAGGAAGUACUGAUUCAUGCUACAAUGUGGAUGAAUCUUGGAACAUGAUGCUGAAUGAAAGAAGCCAGACACAAAGGUCUGGCUUUGUACGGUUCCAUUGAUAUGAAAUGCCCCAAACAGGCAAACCCAUAGGGACAGAAAGUAGAUUAGUGGUUGCCAGGGGCUGGGAAAUGACAGCUAAGGCGUAUGGGGUUUCUUUUUGGGUAAUGAAAAUAUUCUAAACUUGACUGUGGUGAAGGCUGUGCCUAUCUGUGAAUAUACUGAAAUAUUCUAAAAUUGUAUGCUUUAAAUGGGUGAAUUGUAUGGUAUGUGAAUUACAUCUCAAUAAAGCUGUUAAAAAUAAGAGUGAUUAGGAUUUUUAAGGAGGGAGCGUUCCAAGGGGGGGCCCAAGGCCUUAGAGUUGACUCUGUCCUGGGCUUGUGGUGAGAAGUCCAGUGGGCAGCACGGUGACGCCCGGAUCGGCCUUUGAGAUACUGGGUAUAGUGGACACAGCACUGUUCCCACUGCGGAAGACUUGAGUUCAGCCUUGACUCAGUCCCCGAGGAGUGUGGUCCAUCACCGAUUUGAAGACUCAGAAUUGUUACGAUGUUAGUUUUCUUCAUGUUGAUGGGUAGAUUCAAUGCAACUGCAAGCAAAAUCAUAGCAGCCUAUUCUGGAGAAACUGAGAAGCUGAUUCUGAAAUUCAUAUGGAAAUGCAGAGGACCUAGAAUAAUUAAAACAACUUCAAAAAUGAAGAGCAAAGUUGGAGGGCAACACUACCUGAUUUCAGACCCAGGGCAUUUGGGUCACCAAGAUGAGGUGUCUGUCCCAGAUUGGAGAAGGCUUUCUGGAGGAGGUGAUGCCUUAGCUGGCACUGAAACGAGGAGGGCAGCCAGAUGCACUGGAGGUGGUAGCCUUGCUGCUCUGGACCAGCCGGGAAGGAUGGCAGAUGAGUGAAAGGAGGUGCACAGGUUGAAGACAUUGAUUUGAGUUGUUCUCAGGUUAUGGGCGGUGCCUUCUCGACUGCUGCUGAGGGCAUCCCACUGACCUGCUGACAUCCGUCCACCUGGGUCCUCAGGAAAAGGCUGCGAUGUCCCAGACGCAGGACUACGAAUGCGAGAGCCAUCAUGCUGGCCUGCAGGAGCCUCGGCUUUCAGGAUCUAGCACGAGGCUGGAGUGGGUGGAGAUCAUCGAGCCGCGCACGCGCGAGCGCAUGUACGCCAACCUGGUCACGGGCGAGUGCGUGUGGGACCCGCCGGCCGGCGUGCGCAUCAAGCGCACCAGCGAGAACCAGUGGUGGGAGCUCUUCGACCCCAACACGUCGCGCUUCUACUACUACAACGCCACCACCCAGCGCACGGUGUGGCACCGGCCGCAGGACUGCGACAUCAUCCCCCUGGCCAAGCUGCAGACCCUGAAGCAGAACACCGACUCCCCCAGAGCCUCGGCUGAGAACAGCCCUGGGAGGGGCAGCAGCGUCAGCCACGACGGCAGCACCAGCUCGUCCCUGGAGCCCGAGCUGGAUGCCGGCGACAAGGUGCAGGAGAGUGUGGGGCGAGCCAGCCGGCAGGCCGUGCUCGGGGCGGUGAAGGAGGAGAGCGGCAGUUCCUCACCGUCAGGAGGUCUUCUUGAGAAGGACUAUGAGAUUUACCAGGACUACAGUGCGGACGGCCACCUUCUCCACUGCAGGACCUCCUCGCUCCGCUGGAACUCGGGCACCAAGGAGCGCAUGCUCAUCAAAGUUGCCGACAGGGAGCCCAGCUUCCUUUCCCCCCAGGGCAACGGCUACCCCCUGGACAGCCAGCCCAGGGGUCGCUCCCGCAGACCCUCUGGGGGACAGCACUCGCCCAGCCUACAGACCUUCACCUCCGACGCGGACGGCCCUGUCUUCUUCUCAGAGCGGAGGCCGUCACCCUUCCUGAAGAGGGCUGAGCUGGGGAGCUGCUCCCCACUGCUGGCCCAGCCCCGCAAGCCCGCCGCCGACUCUCAGCCGUCCUCCCCGCGUUACGCCUACGAGCCCCCCCUCUACGAAGAGCCCCCCGUGGAGUACCAGGCCCCCAUCUAUGACGAGCCCCCCAUGGAUGUGCAGUUUGAGGCCGGCGGGGGCUAUCAGGCCAGCUCGCCUCGGCGGUCUCCCAGCCGCAAGCCGCCCAAGCAGGCCUCGGCGUCGCCCUACCAGCAGCUGGUGCUCACCAGGCAGAAGUGCCCCGAGCGCUACCUGAGCCUGGAGUACAGCCCGGCUGGCAAGGAGUAUGUCCGCCAGCUGGUGUAUGUGGAGCAGGCCGGCUCCAGCCCCAAGCUGCGCGCGGGCCCGAGGCACAAGUACUCGCCCCACCCAGGCGGCGGCUCCCUCUCCCUGCAGCCCAGCCCUUGCCUGCUGCGCGACCAGCGCCUGGGGGUCACGUCCGGGGACUACAGCAGCAUGGAGGGGCCCGAGCUGCGGUCCGCCCAGCCGCCCAUGCCACUACCCCAGGCCCAGGACGAUGCCAUGUCCUGGUCCAGCCAGCAGGACACCAUGUCCUCGACGGGCUGCUCCCCCAGCACACGAAAGAGGAAGAGCAGGAACCCCUCUGCGUGCCACACCCCCAGCGCCCUGCCCACCGAGGGCCCCGGGGACCGCGACCCGCUUGGCCAGCAGCCCCUGACCGAGGAGCGGCCCCUGUGCGGCCCCAGCCUGGCGCCCACAAGGCGUGCAGAGGGCGAGGCGCGUGAGGGGGACGGGACCCGGGGCGAGGCCGAGCCCUUCCUGGCUCAGGCCCGGCUGGCCUGGGAGGCACAGCAGGCCCGCUUGCACAUGAAGCAGAGGGGCAGCUGGGACUCACAGCAGGACGGCUCGGGCUACGAGAGCGACGGGGCCGUGCCGCUGCCCAUGCCUGGGCCUGUGGUGCGUGCCUUCAGCGAGGAUGAGGCGCUGGCCCAGCAGGAGAGCAAAAAGCACUGGCAGAGGGCCGCCUCGGACCGGCUCGCCUUCCCCCAGGCCCUGCUCGAGAAGAGCGUGUCUGUGCAGACCAGCCUGGCCUCCCCGGAGCCCUACCUCCACCCCUCUCAGUCUGAGGACCUCGGCACCUGCGCCCAGUUCGAGAGCAGCCGGCAGACCCGGAGCGUGAUGCCCAGCGCCAGCUGCGUGUUCCCCACCUUCACACUUCGCAAGCCGUCCUCGGAGACUGACAUCGAGAACUGGGCCUCCAAGCACUUCAACAAACACACACAGGGCCUCUUCCGGCGGAAGGUGUCCAUUGCCAACAUGCUGGCAUGGAGCAGCGAGUCUAUCAAGAAGCCCAUGAUCGUGACCAGCGACCGCCACGUGAAGAAGGAGGCCUGUGAGGUCUUCAAGCUGAUCCAGAUGUACAUGGGCGACCGGCGCGCCAAGGCCGACCCGCUGCACGUGGCCCUGGAGAUCGCCACCAAGGGCUGGAGUGUGCAGGGCCUGCGGGACGAGCUCUACAUCCAGCUGUGCCGGCAGACCACCGAGAACUUCCGCCUCGAGAGCCUGGCCCGCGGCUGGGAGCUCAUGGCCAUCUGCCUGGCCUUCUUCCCGCCCACGCCCAAGUUCCACUCCUACCUGGAGGGCUACAUCUACCGGCACAUGGACCCCGUCAACGACACCAAAGUGACACAGCACAUGAAAGCGCUUCUGGAAAGGAACAGUAAGAAGAAGUCCAAGUUGAGAAAGAAACCCAAGCCUUAUGUUGAGGAGCCGGAUGGGGUGGCAAUAAGCACAUACGCCAAGUACUGUUACCACAAGCUGCAGAAGGCGGCCCUGACUGGAGCCAAGAAGGUGGCCCAGCAGGAGGCGCCUCUGGUGACUCAGGGGCCAGGGAGUUGGGGGUCCCCGGCUCGGGCCUGGGGCUCACAGGGACGAGAGGACAGAAGGAGGAAAGAGGGCGGUGCGCUGCAGGAGGUCAUGAGCAUGCAGAGGGAGCGCUUCCCCGAUCGGCAGCUGCCCUGGGUGCAGACUCGGCUGUCGGAGGAGGUGCUUGCACUCAACGGUGACCAGACGGAAGGCAUCUUCAGAGUCCCUGGGGACAUUGAUGAGGUGAAUGCCCUGAAGCUACAGGUGGACCAGUGGAAGGUGCCUACAGGCCUGGAGGACCCCCACGUCCCAGGUAAGCCCCCAGUCCCCUCAGCAGCAGGAGCAGCUCGGACGGUUCAGCCCUCCCUGCUUUCCGUCGUGAAGGGACAGCCCUCUGGUCCAUUUCCAGCACAGACGUCCCCCUGCCGUUGGACAGCCUCCGCGGCGCCUCCCUCCGCUUGCCUGCGCACGGUGGCUGCACAGCCUCUCUUGGUUCCCGGCGCUCGGGGUCAGUCCAGGCCCUCAGGACCAGGAGCCCGCAGGCCUCCGGCCGCGCAGUCCACACGGCUGGGUGGACACCUCCCGUCUGGUCCUGGCCCCUCGCCCCCACUCCCGACACACACGGCCGCUUUCGCCCCUUGCUGCUGGUGGGGCGGGUCCCCGACUGCCCCGCCCAGCCGAAACCCCCGCGCUGCGUCCCCAGCGUCGCUGCUGAAGCUGUGGUACCGGGAGCUGGAGGAGCCCCUGAUCCCCCACGAGUUCUACGAGCAGUGCAUCGCGCACUACGAGAGCCCCGAGGCCGCCGUGGCCGUGGUGCACGCGCUGCCCCGCAUCAACCGCCUGGUGCUGUGCUACCUCAUCCGUUUCCUCCAGGUGUUCGUGCAGCCCGCCAAUGUGGCCAUCACCAAGAUGGACGUCAGCAACCUGGCCAUGGUGAUGGCGCCCAACUGCCUGCGCUGCCGCUCGGACGACCCGCGCAUCAUCUUUGAGAACACUCGCAAGGAGAUGUCUUUCCUGCGCGUGCUCAUCCAGCACCUGGACACCACCUUCAUGGAGGGCGUGCUAUAGCGCGUGGGCACCGAGGGACCGAGGGUGGGGACAGAGCCUGCCCGGCUGCGCCCGGGCAGGGGGCACGCGGGGAGGGGGGAGGGGACGCCCGAGAAGCGGAGGUAGCAUGCCGGCUCCGCCCAUGCCCGCACCAGCCCUGGAACCCGCAUCCCCCGACCCGGGCCCUCGGCCUGAAGGCGCAACCAAGGCAGAGGGGCUGCGGGAAGGGCGCCUCUGCCCCGCCCCGGGCCUCGUGGCCGUGUCGUUCGGCGCUGCCGCGCCCACCGCCAGCCGCGGUCCGGCCGCGAGAAAGUGCCUUCUGUUUCCUGGAGCCAAGUGACCCUGCCCCUCCCGGCCGGCCCGAGAGCACAAGCCGCCCUUGCUGGGGUGAGCCGCCUUGCUGGGGCUGCUGCGCUCAGCUUGGCCCCGGCCCAGCCCGGCUGCCCAUCUUGCUCUUCCUCUGCCCUCCCCCUGACCUGGGGGGGUCUCCUGAUCUGCGACUUCCGCCCUCCCCAGUCCCUUCCCGCCCCCUCCCCCUGCCACUUGUGGCCUCCAGCGUGGUGACUGCACAGGAGUUUGGGGGCUCCAGGGCUCUGGGCUUUUCACCACCAGAGCAGAACCUGGCUGGUGCUGGGCCCGAUAGGCUCUCUCUGGGUAGAAAGGGGCCCCCAAGCCAAAGUCCUCUGGGGUUGGGGGCAGGGUUGGGCAGGCAUUCUUUGGGCAGGGUGGGGGAGGGGCAAGAGUAUUUUUUCUUCGUGUAACUAUAAAUUCAGAAUCUAUCCCGCAUCCCAACCCGCCUGUGUAUAGAGAUAUAAAUAGAGCGAAAGAUAUAAGAACUAAAUUUGCUAAUGACAUAGUCUUAACCCAAAUGUUAUUUAUUUGAGGCUUCUCCCGUCCUCUGCAGACAAGUUGAGAUCAUUCCUUCAUUUUCUUCUCCACCCUCUUGGCUUCUGACCAAAAAUCAAACCCUGCCCCAUCCCCAUCCAGGACCUGCAGCAGAUGAGAGGGAAGGAGCCCUGAACUGGGGGACCAGAGGGGCACCGGCGACUGCCCUUCCUCGAGGCCAGAGCCGGGGCGGGGGGUAGGGUGGGUGGGUGGAGGGGAGGUAUCUAGACUCUCAGUUUGUACAUUUUCCAAUUUGUAAUUUGAGUUCCAAUUGUGGUAAAACUUAAUUUCUCCCCGGUUAUAUAUAUAUAUAUAUAUAUAUAUAUAUAUAUAUAUUUAGAGUUGAGUUUUUAUUUAUUAAGAACAAAAGAACCCAGUCCUGCCGAGGCCUGGUGUCCACUGGGGGAGCGUCCUCAGUCCGGGGGUCUCGGGGCCUGGGUAGGGGCGGCCCGGCCACAGACUCUCGCUCUGAUGCACGGACUCGAGAGAUGACACUUUGUGUGAAUAAAGUACGUAUGGACACUUG
Orcinus orca (killer whale) is the source of this 11327-nucleotide messenger RNA. RefSeq names its product Rho GTPase activating protein 39 (gene ARHGAP39). Gene Ontology annotation, molecular function: GTPase activator activity; protein binding. The transcript is spliced from 13 exons. The coding region runs from base 6167 to 9937 and encodes 1256 amino acids. The record is from RefSeq and is a predicted model, not a curated record. Lineage: Eukaryota; Metazoa; Chordata; Mammalia; Artiodactyla; Delphinidae. Gene Ontology annotation, biological process: signal transduction. Gene Ontology annotation, cellular component: cytoskeleton; cytoplasm.